CUCAGGUUGCGGCAUGUCUGGGUUUAGUGCUCUUGAGCAACAGCUGGAACAGUUCGUGGAGACUGUCAGACAAAUAGGAAUUAUUGUCAGUGAUUUUCAACCCAACAGUCAGAGCGUACUUAAUUCGAAGAUAUGUCAGAUGACAGAAGAAAUGAGAAGUAUAGAACAGUCCAAGAAACAAGUGGAAGAUGUAAACGUACCUCUAGAGGUUCUCGAUCACAUAGAUCAAGGGAAAAAUCCACAGUUGUACACACAGCAAUGUUUACAAAAACUACAUGAAAAAGGAAUGCAGGUGCAACAGAAAGUUGAUGCAUACAAGACGUUUCAGAAACAUCUCUUUGCCGAGUUGGAACAAUUCUUUCCCGAACAAAUGCAACAGUAUCACUUAGCAAGACAGCACAUCAAAUAGCCAUUUAUAUCAUUUAUUAGACAAAUAUACUGAAUAACAGUUGUAUGUAACUUAAUUCUAAGCGCAAUUGUAAUUAACUGUCUGGUUUUA
Corticium candelabrum is the source of this 499-nucleotide messenger RNA. Its product is annotated as mediator of RNA polymerase II transcription subunit 10-like. The record is from RefSeq and is a predicted model, not a curated record. The transcript has 4 exons. The coding region runs from base 14 to 409 and encodes 131 amino acids. Gene Ontology annotation, biological process: positive regulation of transcription by RNA polymerase II. Gene Ontology annotation, cellular component: mediator complex. Gene Ontology annotation, molecular function: transcription coregulator activity. Lineage: Eukaryota; Metazoa; Porifera; Homoscleromorpha; Homosclerophorida; Plakinidae.